This is a messenger RNA of Colletotrichum navitas, 2138 nucleotides long. Its product is annotated as family 76 glycosyl hydrolase. Gene Ontology annotation, biological process: fungal-type cell wall biogenesis; carbohydrate catabolic process. The record is from RefSeq and is a predicted model, not a curated record. The transcript is spliced from 4 exons. NCBI's taxonomy places the organism in Eukaryota, Fungi, Ascomycota, Sordariomycetes, Glomerellales, Glomerellaceae. The coding region runs from base 353 to 1726 and encodes 457 amino acids. Gene Ontology annotation, molecular function: mannan endo-1,6-alpha-mannosidase activity.
ACAUUAGCACACCCCUUCGCUGUCACUCAUUCUUCCCCCGACCCUCUUCCUUCUCCUCGAUUUCCCUCCACGUUCCCUGCUCGUCUCCUUUCCUUUCUCUCCUUCACCCACUCGUUUGUCUGUUCCGAACCCACAAGACACAGUAUCCAGCGACUCCCGACGGCUGGCACUCACUCUACGUCGUCGCCGAUUCUCCUCGCCCAGCGCAAUCGAAAUACUCGCAUGAUACGCCGACCGAGAACGAUCGCGCCGCAUCUUCGAGGGAAUUGACUUUCCUGCCCGGUCCCCUUUCCUUUCCUCCGUCUCACCCAGUCGUUCGUCUCAAACAUAACGUCAUCCGACCUUCACCACCAUGAGGCACUCCCUUAUCGCCCGUGUUGCGACAGCACUUCUCGCCUCCAGCGGUUUCGCCAACGCCUACUACUCCAUCGCCUCCGAUGAUGACAUCAGGUCAGCGGGCAAGGACCUUGCGUAUGAUCUCAUGAAGUUCUACGAUGGCAACCUGACGGGCCACACGCCCGGUAUCUUGCCUGGCCCUCCGCCUGCUGGCGAUUACUACUGGUGGGAGGCCGGUGCCAUGUGGGGAACCAUGAUUGACUACUGGCACUGGACGGGCGAUUCCACCUAUAAUGACGUCGUCAUGCAAGCCAUGCUGCAUCAGGUCGGACCCAACCGUGAUUACAUGCCGCCCAACUACACGGCCUCGCUGGGUAACGACGACCAAGGUUUCUGGGGCAUGUCCGCCAUGACCGCUGCUGAGGAUGGCUUCCCGAACCCGCCUGAAGACCAGGCCCAAUGGCUUGCCCUGGCCCAAGCCGUCUUUAACACCAUGGCCAGCCCGGAUAGACAUGACAAUACGUGUGGAGGCGGUCUCCGUUGGCAGAUUCCCUUUUCCAACAACGGAUACAACUACAAGAACAGCAUUGCAAACGGCUGCUUCUUCAAUAUUGGCGCCAGACUCGCUCGCUACACCAAGAACCAGACCUAUGCUGACUGGGCCGAGAAGACUUGGGACUGGAUGAGGGGCGUGGGCUUCAUGGACGCCGACUAUAACAUCUACGACGGUGGUCAUGUCGAGCAGAACUGCACCGACAUCAACAAGGCCCAAUUCUCUUACAACAACGGUGUUUUCCUCCUCGGCGCCGCCAUGAUGUACAACUACACGGACGGCUCUGAUAAAUGGAAGACACGCCUUGACGGUCUCCUCAAGGCCACCUUCAGCUUGUUCUUUCCGAACAACAUUGCUGUUGAGGUUGCUUGUGAGGAGCACAACACUUGCACCACUGACAUGUUGAGUUUCAAAGGCUACGUUGCUCGGUGGUUGUCGAUCGUGACCCAGGUCGCACCCUAUACCGCCCCGACGGUGCUACCAAUCCUCAAGACCUCGACGGAAGCUGCUGUCAAGCAGUGUACAGGGCAAGCCAACCAGCGAACGUGCGGCUUCAAAUGGAGUUCAGGCGUCUAUGAUGGCACUAUUGGAGUCGGCCAGCAGAUGAACGUUCUAGCUGCGGUAUCUUCCCAACUCAUCAGCGAGGCCAAGCCCCCAUUGACGAAUACCACGGGCGGUAUCUCCAAGGGAGAUCCCAACGCCGGAAGUCACUCGGACAACCUACUAGGAGAGGAGACCCCAAUAACAACGGCGGACAAGGCCGGCGCCGGCAUCCUCACCUUUUUGGUGCUGGCAUCUGCCGCCGGCACCUUUGGCUGGAUGAGUUUCGGGGCCUGAAAAACUGGGCGACAAGCAUUUAACGACUUGAUUUUCUUACCGUUUGUUCAUAUACACAGCAGCGCCACAGCUCUGCUGACGAGUUGUUCUCGUAAUAGGGAUGUACAGGCGUCAAGGCCGAGGAAGGCCUAGGGGUGUUGUUUGGUUACUUCGGCGUUAGCUUUUCUUGUGUAUGCACCCCACAGGACGGUGGGCAAUGCAGUCCAUGAGUCCUGUUCCCUUCUCCUCCCUCUAUGCGGCGGUCGUGGAUGUCAGAUAAGUCGCGACUGUGCGAGGGAGCCCUGUAGUCUAUAAUGUAGCAAUGCUGCUGCCCACAUAGUCUUGAAUAGACGCAUUGUCUCAUUAGGACGACGAUACCCUGCGUUGAAUUCGGAUCCGAGAGGAUGCCGUCUUUUGGUAUAUUGUGAAACGG